Scheffersomyces amazonensis is the source of this 3421-nucleotide messenger RNA. RefSeq names its product GTPase (gene RIA1). Bases 129 to 3266 code for a protein of 1045 amino acids. NCBI's taxonomy places the organism in Eukaryota, Fungi, Ascomycota, Pichiomycetes, Serinales, Debaryomycetaceae. Gene Ontology annotation, biological process: cytosolic ribosome assembly. The transcript has a single exon. Gene Ontology annotation, cellular component: ribonucleoprotein complex; cytosol. The record is from RefSeq and is a predicted model, not a curated record. Gene Ontology annotation, molecular function: GTP binding; ribosome binding; GTPase activity.
GUCGCAUUGCACCAAAAGCCGAUUGGUAAUUUUUCACUAUUGCAAAUUAGUCAGUAUAGCUAAAGUAACUUAAGAAUUGGUAUUAUACUAAAGUAACUUAAGAAUAUUUGGUAUACUAUAGUUUCACCAUGAGGUUAUCGGAAGAAACAAUUAACCAACUACAGCUGAAUACUGCUAGUAUAAGAAAUAUUUGUAUAUUAGCUCAUGUAGAUCAUGGGAAAACUUCAUUAAGUGAUUCAUUAUUAGCUACUAAUGGAAUUAUAUCUCAAAGAAUGGCAGGUAAAGUUAGAUAUCUUGAUUCAAGAGAAGAUGAACAAUUAAGAGGGAUUACUAUGGAAUCAUCAGCUAUUUCUUUAUAUUUUAAAGUCAUGCGUAAAAGACAAGAUUCUGAAGAAUCUGAAAUUAAAGAACAUUUAAUUAAUUUAAUUGAUUCUCCUGGUCAUAUUGAUUUUUCUUCUGAAGUUUCAACAUCUUCAAGAUUAUGUGAUGGUGCAGUUGUUUUAGUUGAUGCAGUUGAAGGGGUAUGUUCUCAAACUGUUAAUGUUCUUAGACAAUGUUGGAUUGAUAAAUUAAAACCUAUAUUAGUUAUAAAUAAAAUUGAUAGACUUAUCCUUGAAUGGAAAUUAACUCCAAUAGAAGCUUAUCAACAUAUAGGAAAAACUAUAGAACAAGUAAAUGCCGUAAUUGGAUCCUUCUUUGCUGGUGAUAGAAUGGAAGAUGAUAUGAUAUGGAGAGAAAGUAGAGAAAGUGGAGAAACUAGUGAUUUUAUUGAAAGGGAUGAUGAAGAAUUAUAUUUUACCCCUGAAAAGAAUAAUGUAGUAUUUGCAUCUGCAAUUGAUGGUUGGGCAUUUACCGUCAAUACAUUUGCAAGAAUAUAUGCUGCAAAAUUAGGAUUUUCUCAUAAUGUCCUUACUAAAACUCUUUGGGGUGACUUUUAUCUUGAUAUGAAGAAUAAGAAAAUUAUUCCUGGGAAAAAGUUAACUACAAAGCAAAAUAAUUUAAAACCAUUAUUUGUAUCUUUAAUUUUAGAUCAAAUAUGGGCAGUAUAUGAAAAUUGUAUUAUUGAAAGAAAUCAAGAAAAACUUGAAAAGAUUAUUGAAAAAUUAGGAGCUAAAAUUAGUGCCAGAGAAUUAAAAUCAAAGGAUUAUAAGAAUUUAUUAAAUUUAAUUAUGUCUCAAUGGAUUCCAUUAAGUCAUGCUGUAUUAGGUACUGUAAUAGAUUAUUUACCAAGUCCAAUUACUUCACAAUCAGAAAGAAUUGAAAAGAUAUUAAAUGAAAGUAUUUAUAAUGUUGUUGGUAAUGAAAAGGAUAAAUCAAAAUUAGUAGAUGUUGGAUUUGAUAAAUCAAUUCGUAAUUGCGAUUCAUCUGAUCCAGAUCAUCAUACUCUUGCAUAUGUAUCUAAAUUACUUUCAAUUCCUAAUGAAUAUCUUCCAAAGGAAAUAAAUGUAGGAUCAGAAUUAACUGCUGAAGAGAUUAUAGAACGGGGAAGAAUAGCUCGAGAAUUAGCUAAAAAGGCUUCAGAAGUUGUUGCUCAAGCAGUUGAUGCCAAAGCUUCAAAUGAGGAUGAAUUUGUAAUUCAACCUAAAAGUAAAGAUGCCUUUGAAUGGGAAUUUGAAGAGGAAGAUUUUGAAGAAGAGGAAGAAGAGGAAGAAACUGAAACUGAAACAUUAGUUGGAUUUACUCGAGUAUAUUCUGGUUCAUUAACUGUUGGAAAUACAAUCACUGUAAUUGGUCCAAAAUAUGAUGCAUCUUUACCAAAAGAUGAUCCAACAAAUCAAGAACAAAUUACUCAUGAAAUUGAAAUUAAAGAUUUAUUCUUAAUUAUGGGUAGAGAUUUAGUAAGAAUUCAUACUGUUCCAGCCGGUAAUAUUGUUGGAGUUGUUGGACUUGAAAAGGCAAUUUUAAAAAAUGGUACAUUAAGUUCACCAAUUGAAGAUGAUAAACCAUAUAUUAAUUUAGCCUCUACUUCUACAUUAAUUCAUAAUAAACCUAUUUUAAAAAUAGCUAUUGAACCAACAAAUCCUAGUAAAUUAGAAAAAUUAGAGAGAGGAUUAGAUUUAUUAGCUAAAGCUGAUCCAGUUUUAGAAUGGUAUAUUGAUGAUGAUUCAGGAGAAUUAAUUAUGUGUGUUGCUGGAGAACUUCAUUUAGAAAGAUGUUUAAAGGAUUUACAAGAAAGAUUUGCCAAAGGUUGUGAAGUAUCUGUUAAAGAACCUGUUAUUCCAUUUAGAGAAGGAUUAGCUGAUAAUAAGAAAGAUACAAAUUCCAAUGAUUUAGAAGAUGAAGAAGAUGAUGAAAGUGAAAUAUUGGGAAUUAAUUUAGAAUUUGAUGUUUCACCAAUUUCAAAUGAAGUUGUUAAAUUCUUAGUUGAUCAUGAAUCUGAAAUUAAUGAUAUUGUUAGUCUGAAGGGAGUUACCAAUAGUUUAUUAGAUACUUUUAAACAUAAAUUAAUUGAUAUUAUAAAUGAAUAUCCAUUUGAACAUGAAUUUGAAUCAGGUGAAUCAUUAGUAUCUAAUUUAAUUGCAUUUGGUCCUAAAAGAAUUGGACCUAAUUUAUUUGUUGAAUCUACUAGUAAUAAUAAUCAAUUUAGACAUUUAUUUAAUGAAAAAGAUGAUUCAUUUACUAGAUUUGAAUUUGAGAAUAAUGUAUUAAAUGGAACUCAAUUAGCUAUUAAUGAAGGUCCAUUAGCUGGUGAAUCAUUUCAAGGAGUUAUAGUUACAAUUAAGAAUAGUUCUAAAAUUAAUAAUGAAUCUAAAGAUAAAGAUAAAGUUCAAAAUUUAGGAGGUAGAAUUAUUACUUAUACUAGAGAUUUAAUUCAUAAAGAAUUUCUUCUGAAGAAUAGAAGAUUAUUUCUUGCAAUGUAUACUUGUGAUAUUCAAGCAUCAGCCGAAGUAUUAGGGAAAGUUUAUGCAGUAGUUCAAAAGAGAGGUGGAUCUAUUAUAUCAGAAGAAAUGAAAGAAGGUACGCCAUUUUUUACAAUUGAAGCUAGAAUUCCAGUAAUUGAAGCAUUUGGAUUUUCAGAAGAAAUUAGAAGAAAAACUUCAGGAGCUGCAAGUCCUCAAUUAAUAUUUGAUGGAUUUGAUAUGUUAACAAUUGAUCCAUUUUGGGUACCACAUACUGAAGAAGAAUUAGAAGAAUUAGGAGAAUUUGCUGAAAGAGAAAAUAUUGCUAGAAAAUAUAUGAAUACUAUUAGAAGAAGGAAAGGUUUAUUUGUUGAUGAGAAAGUGGUUAAGAAUGCUGAAAAGCAAAGAACAUUAAAGAAAGAUUAGUAAUGUAUGAAAUUAUAAUUUCUGUAGAAUUGUGUGAAAUAAUACUUUAUAUAGAAAAUAUAAAAUUAUACUUUAUACAGUAAUGUAUAUUAAAUUAAUAUUUUAUAUAGAGUUGUAUGGAGCUAAUACAUAGAGCUCUAUAGAGAGCUAUAGAG